Chironomus riparius is the source of this 5898-nucleotide messenger RNA. The record is from the annotation of a GenBank genome assembly. Lineage: Eukaryota; Metazoa; Arthropoda; Insecta; Diptera; Chironomidae.
UUCAUCAACAUAAAGAUAUUAAUAUAAAAAAAAAAAUAAAAUAUUUUACACACGACAACAACGUGGAAAGAAUUUUUCUUUACUUACUUCGACAACAAUUUUGUAUUGAAUCAGACUUAAAGUCAUGGAUCACAAUGGAUUUUAUGCAGAUUUAGAUAGUUUGAAUAGUCUCACGAAUAUUGGCACGAAUAGUAAUAGUUUCAGCGAUACGAGUUGUCCAACAUUACCCUCAUUAAAUAAUUUUAAAUAUCAGCAAUCAACGAGUAAUAUUUAUCAGCAACAAGCUAUCCCUGAUCUUAAUCAUACAACAUCAACGCCCCACCAUUCGGCAAAGUCCACGUCGUCAUUGCCACAAACGCAAAUAAAUAUAAACAAUUGUAAUAAUAAUAUAUUUUUUCCGCACGACGAUGGACUUUUUGAUGCGACACAAGCAGCAGCAGCAGCAUGUGCAUCAAUACCACCGAAUACUGGCAAUAUACAACAAAAUAAUAAUAAUAAUCAGAAAAAUAAUUUUAUUGGAUACGUUCGUAAGGAAACGGGACCGAAUAUUGUUGGUGGAGGUAGCAGUGGGGAUAGUAAUAUAACGUAUAAUAUAAAUAACAUUAAUACAAAUAUUGUGAAUAAUAUCAACAAUCCGGCAAAUUUGGUCAAUAACGGUGACAUUUUUGGUGGUAAUCAAUACCAUCAGAUAAACAAGAACGGUGAAACAAUUAUAAACUUUACAAAUAAUAAUCUCAAUUCAACGACUAGUAUGCCAACUGACACCGUGACGGCAACAUCACAAAAUUUCUACGGCUAUCAAACGACAAAUUUAAAUACGAAUAGUACGAAUAACAACAGUGGAAAUAGUCAGGGACAGCACACGAUUUAUGAGUCGUCUGUGCAAUCUCAAACGCAAAGUAGUAGCAGUAGUACAAUUCUGGAUCCUAAUAUGGGUGCAUCGAAGAGUAUGGGCGCUUCAAAUGUCAUUAACUUAGGUGUUGGGGGUGUGUCAUCUAGUUCCACGGGACUUUAUCAUGGCCAUUCACAUCAUCAGUCAAUGAAUAAUGGUGCCUAUAUGCCAUCAGCAGGUAAUACACUUAUCACAGAUCCUCAUUCCUCAAUUGAUUUAUUUGCUGAAUAUUCAGAAUCGCUGUCCGCAGCAAAAAUAAUCAACAAUUUUGAGGCUAAAAAUCCGCUUAAAUAUCCAACAGCAUCGUCAAAUCGACCGAGUGGAAGUUACUAUAAAGGAACGGCUGAUUAUCCAACAUCACAAUAUCAACUACAUCCAUCGACUGUAAAUCAUUUGCCACCACAUGGGACAAAUAAUUUUCACAUGUAUCAACCGAAUCCAUCAAGUAAUGGAAUUCCACCAAAAAUAUCACCAACAGCGCCUCAUGGCUAUGAAUUGUAUAGUCGAAUUCCUGCUCAACCUACAAGAAAUUCUGUCCCUCAUUAUCCUGGUCAAUCACAUUACGGUGCACCGUCACUUGAAGAUUCUCUCAUGCAUAAUAGUGGGAGAGUAAAUUAUGCUCGAUCAACAUCACUACAUCCAUAUCAUCACAGUAUUCCUACACCGCAUCCUGUCCCGCCGAAUAAUUAUGGAAAUUAUUAUAAUACUAACUAUAAUCAUCCAUCAAUACCUCCUUAUUCCACAUAUCCAACACCACAAAUGCAAUCAUAUGUUGGACCAACGAUGAGAAACGAGAGCUGCUCGAAAUCUUCGUCAAAUUACAACAAGACAGGCGCAAUGGCACUUUCACCUGUUGAUCAUAGCACAUUUCCAAUGCCGCCACAUGGCACGACAUCAAGCUAUGCAACGAAAAAAGAUUACUAUACGGAUAAUCAUUAUUAUCAACAUCCUUAUCCACAUCACGAUGAUCCAAUGAAUCGUUCAUUGAAUUCGUGUGCUAAGAAAUCAACAAGUGGUCAUAAAAUCAGUGCUAACGACAUGUACAAUCCGAAUGGUAUGAAUGGAUCGUCUAUUUAUGGAGACCAUCAUCUUCCUCAUCACACGCUGCAACAUCAUCAACAGAAUGGAAAUGUUAUGAGAAAUGCAGGAUAUCAACAGUUACCACCACCAAAACAUUAUAAUCCAGCCAGUGCAUAUCCAAUGCCGUCUGCUGAAAGUUUGAGUUCAUGUGACUAUCAACCGUGCAAUUAUCGCUAUAAAAAUGGUGAAAUGCCAUCGAAAGUACCAAAAAAUCCCCUUUUAAAUCCAAAGCAGUUUAAGACUUAUAAUCAUUUUGAACCACCCCAUCCGCCAUCUCAUAUGACAUCAUCACAGCAUUAUGGUCCACCACAAUAUCAUCACCCGUCAAUGUCAAUGAAGCAUGCUGACAAAAUGAAAAUUUCAAUUGAUCUCGAAGAGCAAAUAAAUAGUUCAAAAAUUCCAAAGAUUCGUGAUACAACACCAUAUGGCUAUGAUCUCCAUUAUCAGCAUCCCGCCUACUAUCCAUAUCAUCGUGCAACAAGGGGUAAUGUUGUUGUUGGACAGAAUGAUAGCGAUAAAAUUCCAAAUAUCAAUCUACGAGAUUUUCUCUCAACAUGGAAUGAAAUUGAUGAGGAGGAGGAGGCGACUCAUCCAUCGCAUGGACUGAUGGAAAGUAUGAAUGGCAUCGAGCACAUGGAGCGUAAAAUAAUGCGUGAAUAUAAUCCAAUGUUUGUACAGAAAGCUACUGAUAAUAUUAUAAGUACUACCGAUGUGCCUACAAAUGAUAAAUCACGAUUGGACUUAGAGAAUGGCGCCAUUAGUGAGGGUACCGAAAAGCUUUAUGUCCUCGAAACAAUUGAUGUACCGAUAUCGGAAUUAAAUAAAUAUAAACAUUUAAGUAUUAUCAAUAAAUUACCCGAAAAUGUAGUCAUUACUGAUAAGGAACUAUUUACUGAUAUGGAAAUGAAUCGUGAGAAAUUAUACAAGAGUGAAUUUGAAUUAGAAUUUGAGGCGUGUCAAGAGCCGAAGAUAACGAAAGUCGAUGAGAUUCAUGAAAUUCCAACAGUCGAAAUUAAAACGGAAUCAGAUGAAGAAGCAGAAAAGGUUGUAGCUGCUGAAAUGGCAUUAAAAUCAACAACAAUAAAGCAAGAGAGUCAAGUUGAUGUUAAAGCAGUGCUACAACAAGAGCAAGAAUGUGAAGAGAAAAAGAAGAAACCUUUAAAGUCACCGAAGCUCAAGAAAAUGGAAGUAAAAGUUCCAAAAAUAAAGCAAUCGAUAUUGAAACUGAAGAAAGAAAAAAUUCUCAAAGUCUCCAAAGAUCUUCGAAAAACAAGAAUUACAAAACGUGUACGAAAAUAUUCGCUGAAUCAACAUGCAAGUUCCGUAAAAAGACUUCAGUCAAUAUGCAUUGACUUCCUCAACACUAGCACAUACAGGAAUUAUGCACGCGAGCAGCUGUCAAUAAGUAAAAAGUUCUCAAAAAUGAAAGUCCUCAAUGAUUUCAAGAAAAAGUUCAAUUUUGACAGCAUGAAGAAGCCAACGUCAUUAGUCAAUCAAAAAUCCAAUCAUUCCGUUCAAGUUAAUUCCCUGCGUGAGAUGUGCGGAAGAUUAUUGGACGAUAAAUCAAAACUUCUUGAGCUUGAUGGAAGUGAAGAGGAAAUGUAUGAAACGCAACGCUUAGUUCCAUCACUAAAGGAAUUAUGUAAAGAAAUUCUAUCCGACAUGAAUGUGAGUGUUGUGGAUCUUUUUACACCGCCUACAUUGGUGGACAUGUGCGAAAAUUAUAUUUACAAUAAUCGACAAUAUUUUCACAUUGAGGAAGUGUCGAACAUACCAAAACUCCAAGACAUAUGUAAGGACGUGCUGAGUGCAUCAAACAUUUUCAUUAAUAUCGAAAGUAACAGCGAUGGCAACAUUUAUACAUUAAAUGAAGCCAUACAAAGUAGUGAAAUGAAUGCCGACGGCGAACCAAUUUAUAUUGUUGAGGAAAAUUCUGGAAAUGUCAGUGAACUUUUUGAAUCCGAUACGCUCAAUCCUCAUGAGAAAUCGGAGAUAUUAAAGAAUAUACAACGUGUGGCCAAUAUAGAUGAUGAUGAUGAAAUAUUUCGUGCAAUUGGUGCCUUACAUGAUGAUGAUGAUGAUAAUAACAAUAGCAAUGUAUACAAUAAGAACAUAACAAUGGGCGAAUUCUCAAUAACUGAUAAUAUCGUUGAUGACAUGUCGUACAUGCCUUAUAUCGCAGGCGAUGAGCUUUUUCAAUCAAAUGUACAGUAUGAGGAAAUCAUAUCGGUAAAUAAUAACAGUGAUGGGAAAAUAAAGAAGAUUUAUGAGAUUCUUCGACAUAAGUACCUUAAUCGUUCUGAUGUGAGGCAGGCAACGCGAACAAUUAAUCGUAUUAUGAGAAAAUCCUUGAGUUAUCAACGAGUUCAUCGAUUCCGUAAUGCACAGCGUAAGGAACGCAUACAUUCACUCAUACAGCAGGCACGUUGUGCUUUAUAUAAGUUGAGAAAACUAAGCUGUGAUAUUAAUAUUGAAAAUACAUCAUCCCCAUUGUCGACAGCAUCCAUGUCGUCGUCAUCCUCAUCUUCGUCUAGUUCAUCUAGUUCCUCUAGUUCCACGUCAUCGUCAACAAGCUCAUCAUCGAGUUCAAAUGAAGAAAUUGAUGAACACGAGAAAAUUAUGGAAAUUGAAUCUCAAAUCAUUGCCAAAAAUUAUAAUAAUCAGCAUGUGGAUGUAAUUAAAGGUUCUAAUUGUGAAGAAUCGACGGAAUUGCCACCGAAAUCUUUGAUAAAUGGAAACUUAAAUGGUCAAACGGAUAUGAGAAAUUUCCCAAAAUUACCAACUGUUUUUCCCUCAAUUAACGAAUAUAAAAUUGAACGGAUGGAGACUGUCCAAAGUGUCAGCAAUCAAUGCGAUGUUAAGGAACUCAAUGUCAAUAAUAAUUUUAUGAAGAAGCGUAAAAUGAGCUUUGACGAAAGUCUUUUAAACAUCAAUAAUUUCUAUCGAAAAAAGGCAGAAAAUGAGUCUGAAGUGAGCAGCAAUGGCCACGAUAAGCAUUCAUAUAAAUCAGACCAUCGAGUCUCAUCAUCACGAAAUCAUUCCAGCCUUAAUCAUUCUUACAACAAUGAUCGAUAUAAUGAGAGAAACAACAAAGAUCGACGACGAAGAAGCAGGAGUCGCAGUAGAAGUCGACAUCAUAACAAUUACAGCACUGAACAACGUGAUGAAAAGUCAUCCUCAAGAAAUAAUUAUCAUAAUUCUAAUCGACAUGAUCAUUACCGAAAAGACCAAAACAAUAAGCAUUCCGAAGCUCGUAGAUUAAUUUUACCCAGCUAUAAGAUAUACGAUAAAGACUUGGAUGUUAAAUUAAAAGUUAGACCAAUUGUUCGCAUCGAACGCGAGGAGAAGGUUGAUGAUUUGGUAAAAAAGUACAAUUGAAUAUUUUAUUACGAAAAUAGUGCAAACGUGCAUGUACAGUAAGUGAUGAGUCAUCAAGGUUAUAAGUUUUUUGAGUAUAAAUAUUGGAUUUACUAGAAUUUUGUAAGGUUGAGUAAAGUUUAAUGUACAAAUAAUUUGUUUUUGGGAUGUUAAAAAGCAUUGCCAAUUGAAGAAAUUUAUCAAAACAGAGAUUUCGACUAUUUAAAUCCUCUAGUCAUGCUCAAGGUUAAGAUGAUCUGAUAAACUUUAUUUUAAGUUAAAUCAAAACUGUCUUAAAACGUCAAAAGAAGAACAUCAGUAGUAGGUUUCAAAAGUAAUCCAGUGAACUAUACUUCUUGAAUUCAACAGACUAGGUAUCCGGAUGAACCAAGAAACCAAUUUCAAAUUCUACUGAGAAUCAAACUUAUAUUCUUAAACUUCAUUAUAUGCUUUGAUGUCCCUAGCUACCUUUCUACUAUCACACAACAUUUACAAAUUAAUUCAACGUUACUAAUCGAAGAGAAUUCAUGAAAUAUUUAUAACCUAUUGACUCAUCAAGCCUGUAUUGA